AUGUCGGCACCACCACGACGCGGAGGCAAGGAAUUCUUCGUUCGAUCAAGUGAUGGAUCUGAGCGACUUGAGGAGUUUGGUCAGCUUGAGGGUUCUGGACCCCGACAUACGCAGAGUCAGUUUGUAGAUGCCGACGCUCGUCGGGUGAGGGAGGCGAGGAUCCGUGAGGCUCAGCUAGCUCAGGCUGAGAUGACUAGGAAAUUGGCACCUAUCAUUCCUUCGAUAGGAAAGCACGGUUACGAGUACCACAUUUACGAAUUCGGGGCCCACAAGUGGAGGACAAUUCUGACUCCCGAAGAUUCUCAUUAUCCCCCACAAAGCUUCGACCCAUUGGUGGUGACGAAAAAAGCUAUGAUUUGGCGGCAUUUGUCUGGCUUUAUUGUUUUCGACAUAAAUACCGAGAAGCUAUACUGGAAAGGUUCUUCCCCACUCGUUGGUGAGCCUAAAAUGGUGGUCAAAGGAGGUGAGGACUUGUGUUGUUGCUACGUGCGCUAUGCGGAGACUGUAGUGGACGUUUGGGUUCUUGUGGACUACACAAAAUGGUUAUGGGAAAGAAAGUAUGCCGUGAAUUUUGAUUGGGAAAAGAAUAGGUGCCCCUCGCGAGCGUGGAGCGCUCACAUCCCUCAAGUAACGCGUAACACAAAAGUAGUGAGCAUUCAGGGUAAUAUUUUGGUGUUGGAUAUCAAGGGUGCUGGAGCACAACUGCAUUGCUAUGAUUUAGUGUCUAAUGCGUCUUGGAUAGUCGACACCAACAAAUUUAAUGGGGAAACCCAAAAAACUUGGUAUGGUAGGCGACGACGUGUGGACAAGCAUUUCACUUGGUAUCAUUUGCUUGGAUUAUAG
This is a messenger RNA of Striga hermonthica, 843 nucleotides long. The record is from the annotation of a GenBank genome assembly. NCBI's taxonomy places the organism in Eukaryota, Viridiplantae, Streptophyta, Magnoliopsida, Lamiales, Orobanchaceae.